Molecule: messenger RNA, 525 nt
Organism: Tetrapisispora phaffii CBS 4417
Lineage: Eukaryota; Fungi; Ascomycota; Saccharomycetes; Saccharomycetales; Saccharomycetaceae
Exons: 1
Coding region: 1-525 (174 amino acids)
Source: RefSeq, a predicted model, not a curated record
AUGGUGACCUUGUCGACCGGAAGGAUUGAUACUAAAGCACACACACACACACACACACACCUAUAUAUAUACACAUACAUGUAUGUAAAGAUUGAUAUGAGUGCAUAUAUAUGUGCCUUAGUUGGAACCAUAAAAGUUAAGCUGUUGAGCUCUUGCGAAGAGGCCUGGUGCGAAUACCCAAUCCGGUCAAUUUCCCGAUCGGGCCAUAUGUCUGCAAGAGGAAAACAAGCACUGUCUGAUCCGACGUCGACGUCGGACGGUGCGAUCUUGCGGCGGGCUUGCAGUCAUGGCGGGUUCGAAAGCGUCAGCGCCCAGCGGCACUCGUCCAAGCAGCAUUUCAUGGGCCUGCUCCAGCGAAGACAUGUGUACAUGCAUGCAUCUCCAAUGGCCCUUGCAUGCCCAUACCCCCCACCACACGCAGCACCACGCUGUCACUGUCGCUGUCCACUGCCAUCACUCCUGCGCUGCGGUUACCCGCCGCUCACCAACAACGAAGGCCCGCACCCGCUCGCCGGUCGCCGCUGA